Chelmon rostratus (copperband butterflyfish) is the source of this 5155-nucleotide messenger RNA. RefSeq names its product rho/rac guanine nucleotide exchange factor (GEF) 2 (gene arhgef2b). The transcript is spliced from 22 exons. Gene Ontology annotation, biological process: cell morphogenesis; actin filament organization; regulation of Rho protein signal transduction. The coding region runs from base 122 to 2836 and encodes 904 amino acids. Gene Ontology annotation, cellular component: ruffle membrane; cytoskeleton. NCBI's taxonomy places the organism in Eukaryota, Metazoa, Chordata, Actinopteri, Chaetodontiformes, Chaetodontidae. Gene Ontology annotation, molecular function: microtubule binding; guanyl-nucleotide exchange factor activity. The record is from RefSeq and is a predicted model, not a curated record.
UCAGACGCGGACUGCUCCGGGACCAGAACCCAACACUCCGCUGGAUCAUUACUGAUUAAUUAUAGAUUAGUUUGUGAUUAGGUGAUCGAUCAGCUGUGAUCGGUUUGAUUCGUUGGAGGGGAUGUCCCGGCUGCUGGAGAGCAGGAGACAGGACAGGAUGAAGGAAAUUAACCUGAAGAAUAAGGAGAAAGAGCGUCUGAAGGAACGUGAGAAGGAGGUGCGAGAGAGGGAGGCCAGGUCCAGCAACGGUCACCUGUUCACCUCCCUGACGGUGUCCUCCACCACCCUGUGCUCCUCCUGCAACAGGAGCAUCACAGCCAAGGAGGCGCUCAGCUGCCCAGCCUGUAAUGUCACCAUCCACAACCGCUGCAGAGACAGCCUGGCCAGCUGUGCCAAGAUGAAACAAAGGCAACAGAAGCUGGCGAUGGUGAGAAACAGCUCAGCCCUGCAGAAUGUCGCCCUGCGCACCAAAACCCCGAUGAUGAAGGAGCGUCCCAGCUCAGCCAUCUAUCCCUCAGACAGUCUUCGUCAGUCUCUGCUCGGGUCCAGGCGGGUUCGCUCCGGCCUCUCGCUCGCCAAGAGCGUCUCCACCAAUAACAUCGCGGGUAUGAGUGAGGACUCUGUUGGUCUCAGGAGGAUUCUGUCUCAGUCCACUGAGUCUUUGAACUUCAGGAGCAGGACACUGUCCAUGGAGUCUCUGACUGAUGACGGUGAGUGGUGGUGGAGCCCCCUGCUGGAGGAGCUGCAAGUGGAGGGCAGCUGUGUUCAGGCCGACAGCUGGAGUCUCGUUGUAGAACCAAACUUCCUGCAGACGCUUCAUAAAGACCUCAUUAAGCAACAGGAUGUGAUCUACGAGUUGAUCCAGACGGAGUUCCACCAUGUGCGGACGUUGCGGAUCAUGGAGGGGGUGUACCGGCGGGGGAUGCUGGAGGAGGUGAUGCUGGAGGCAGGCGUAGUUCACACCAUCUUCCCCUGUCUGGACCAGCUGCUGGAGUGGCACUCCAGCUUCCUGUCAGAGCUGCUGAACAAGAGGAAAGAGGGUCUGAUGGAGGGCAGCUCCACCAACUUCACCAUCCCCAAGAUUGGAGACCUGCUGCUCAGACAGUUUUCAGGUCAGUCUGCAGACGACAUGAAGAAACUGUACUCUGAGUUCUGUAGUCGACAUCCAAAAGCAGUGAAACUCUACAAAGAAGUUUCAACUCGAGACCGAAGACUGCAGCAAUUCACCAGGCGUGUCUGCCGUGGUCCUCUGCUGCGUCGUCACGGUGUCCAGGAAUGCAUCCUGCUGGUGACACAGCGAAUCACAAAGUAUCCUGUCCUCAUCCAGCGAAUCCUUGACAACACCAAAGGUAGAGAGGAGGAAGCACAGGCAUUGAGCCAGGCGCUGCUCCUCCUGAAGGAGCUGAUCAGCUCUGUGGAUAAGGAAGUGCUGGAGCUAGACCGAACCAGGAGGCUGCAGGAGAUUCAGGCCCGUCUGGACCCCCGGGCCCAGGCAGAGGUUCGGGGAGGAGGUGUGUUCAAAGGAGGAGAGCUGCUGAGGAGGAGGCUCCUCCACGAGGGGACGCUCCUUUGGAAGGUCCAGGGCUCCAGGAUGAAAGAUGUGCAAGUCCUGCUGAUGUCAGACAUCUUGGUUUUCCUUCAGGAGAAAGAUCAAAAGUUCACUUUCGCAUCACUGGACAAGUCUCCAGUAGUCUCUCUGAAUAACCUGAUCGUCAGAGACAUAGCUAAUCAGGAGCGAGGGAUGUACCUUAUCAGUGCCUCCACCCCUCCAGAGAUGUAUGAGCUAUACGCUUCGUCCAAAGAUGGCCGCAGGACCUGGAUGAGCCGCAUCCAGCAGGCCGCUCUCAGCUGUCCAUCCAGAGAUGAAUUUCCUCUCAUCGAGACUGAAGACAAAGCUUUACUGCGCAGACUCAGAGCUGACAUCCAGCAGAAGGACAGGGAGGUGCUGGAGCUCCUGCAAGAGCGAGUCACUUUGUUUUCUGACCUGGUGGAGGCAACAGGAAGAGGAGGAAGUGAAGAAGAAGGAGGUAUUGAGCUGAGCACGUCCUCCCCCAGGACCACCACGUCCUCCUCCUGCAGGAACCUGUUCAGAGCUGACACUCCUCACGCUCCACAGGCCGAGCCACUCCUCACCGCCUCCAUCACUGAAGUGGACAGACUGACUGAGCUGCUGCUGGACUCCAACAUCCAGAAAUCCACUGUAACCAACGGCAACCAGGAGCUCAACAAUGGUGACUCUGGUUCUCUGAACGGUCCUUUAGAGCUGAACAGCAGCUCCACGAAGGACAGGAACGGUAACCAGCUGCAGGAACGAACCCUAAACGAGGAAAUCCGUCAGCGAUUGGUCAGUCUGAGCACGCAGCUUUAUGCUCUGCAGGCUGCCGUGAUUCGUCAGGACUCAAUCCUGGAGCUAGCAGCUAGAAAAGACCCCGACCCCGGGCCCCGCCUCAGUCGCUCGAUGUCACGGGACGCGGGGCUCGACGCCGGCGGAGAGGCCUUGCUGCUGCGGCGACAGGUGGAACUGCUGCAGGAGGAAGUGACAAGGCUGCGUCUGAGGGGGGAGGACCCAACCAGAGAGGAGGCGGGACCUGGAAGCAGGAAGAAGAGUAACGGAGAGAUCAGUGAUGUCAUCAGAGGAGAACAGGUGAGCCAGAGGCGUAGCAGCAGGGAGCUGGAGCCCCGCCCCCUUGCUCCAUUGGCCUGCCAGGAUCCAGUUGACCAGGAAGAAGACAAGGAGGAAGAGGAGGAAGUGAUGAGGAUCUCUCCACGUUCUGACAGCCCCAGAGACCUGCAGGACAUUCCAGAGGAGAGCGAGUGUGGAGCUGAUCCCAGUUAACAUCACACCUACACCUGAUGACCUCAGGGACGUCUGCUGAUGUCACCAUGAUGUCACUGUGGUGUAGCCGCGUCAGUCGCUGUCAGACUGUGAACUGAAGCCGAAAGAAGUCGGAGAUGAUGUCGUUCCCUUUUGACCAAAUCGCACAUCAGGUCGUCGUUUUGUUCCUGAAAUGCUUUCUGAAUGUCGCUGUUAGGUUAGAAACGGGAAGUACAACCAUGUGACCUGUUUACCUUAUCACGUCAGCUGGAGCCCCGCCCUCUGGAUGCUGGGAGGGGCGGGGCUUUGUAUUGGAGGGGUUGAAUUGAAAAGCUCAUUGGACACAUUAAUGGUCACCACACUACAUUUCACAGAACGCCUGCAGUCACCAGCUGCUGUGCUCAGUUUACAUGCUGUAAAACUGAAGGGGGUUCAGGAUGGGGGGGUCUUAAUCCCAUUUAGGUGAUGUGUCCAUUGCAGUUUGGGAUUCAGUUCUAAUCUGUUAUGAUGUGUGUUCCAAACACAGAUUUCUCAGUAUAAAUUCUAUUUAUAUGGUAUCUUAGAAUAAGUAGUUUAACAUUAGAAACGUGAGAUUUUGUCGGAUCAGAAAAGUCCAAAACAGUAAAAUUUGUGUUUCUGUCAUAUGUGAAACCAAAAAACAUGUUUUUAAGUUUGGGAAUUUCUAAGUUUACAGAAAUCUUUCCAGAAUUAUGACUUUGGCCGCUGAACAAGCGACCGAGCAGAAAGCGGCAGAUUGAGCUCCCCCAGCCUCGUAGGUAGAUUCAGGGUGGCUGGGGGGUCGCUUUACGGCUGGGGGGUGGAUUAUAUAUUGAGUAGUAGAUGAGCGAUGUUUUAAAGAAACAGGAAGCUGUUUUCUGUCUUCCUGUCUGCUGUAUGUUAGCAUGUUAGCAUGUUUCCUUUCUACUCGUAUAGAACCUGAUUAUGUCUUACUGGGUGGUUUUUACCAGUUUGUUUAAGGAGGUUUUUUUAUUGACAUGCUGAACACGUCGACUCCUUUCUGACGUUAUUUUAACCAAAACACUUCAAUCUGCCGAGCAGAAUUUUCUGUACAGCCUGAUGAAGGACGGCAGAGUAUCUGCCGUCAUGGUUCACGUGUCUAAAGAACAGAAACUUGAGGUCAGAAUCGUUUCAUGUGUGAAAUAAGUUUAACUUCAACCUCUGCGGCAGAUUUGACAAAUAUCACAUUAUUAACUUGAAUAUAUUAUGGAUGAAGGAAUCUGAAAUACUGUUGCCAUGGAAGCAGGGACACCGCUCCCUCUCUACUGACUGAUGUUUGUCCUGUGAAGAAAGAUGAUGCUGAAUGAUUUGAUCAUGGCUGCUGGCAGAGUGACGAUGAUGAUGAUGAAGAUGACGAUGAUGUCUCAGUGUGACACUCUGAUUUAAAGUAAAAAACUAUGUGAGCGUCACAUCUGAGAUGAAAUAUUUUACUAAACAAACUCUUCAUCGUCCACGUGAACGAAAAAUCAAACCGACAGUUAAAGAUCACAUGAUACAAAAACACCCAUCACACCUUCUCAUGUCAGAGAAAAAUACUCCACAUCGAAAACACCCAGAAUGAAUGAAUACAGUACAAAUACAAUAAAACAAUUGUUUACACAGAAAACUGAGUCUGCAGCUGAAAACAAAUAUUAAUCCAACGUCUCUUCAUAAGAUCAGAUGUUAUUAUGAGUUUUUCACUGUAUAUUUAUAGAAAUGUGGAUUUUAGAACAAUGUGUUUGUUAUAGUGAUCGUUUCUGGUGUUUUUGUAUCGUGAUCAACUGCAGAUCUUUCCAACCUUCUUGUCUAAAGAGUCUUUAGCUGAAGAGAAAUUUGAGGACUUGAAUCAGUUCGUUCUAUUUGAAAAUGUCAGUGCACACAACAUGUACAGGUGACAGCUGCACGGACUCGUCCAGGAUCGGUCGCUGCUGCAGGUGAGGCGUUCAGGUGGUGACUGAUUGAUUGACAGCAGCUCCAGUUUCAGACUGAGCUCAGUUUCAUCUGAUCUGGAGUCAGAAACACAGCAGCUUCUUACUUUAAUGUUGUCUGACUGAAGUUCGUGUCUGUAUAAAGAUUUGAUCAGAAAAGUGUAAAUUAUUUUGUUGUAAUUUUAUUGUUUUGAUGCUCGACUCUGUGUGCUCAUGAUAAAUCUAAUCAGCUGGAGAAAAUGUUGCUGCUGUUAUUUCUGAAGACUGAAACCUGAUAAAAGUGAUAAAAACUGAAGAGACUCAAUGAAUCACUGCGCUGAAAACAACAUUCACACUUCAGAAAACCAACCUCAAACUAUAAAAAUGAGGACAUCUUUAAAUGUACAGUCUUAUUCAGCCCUCGUCUCUAACAUUA